Messenger RNA from Penicillium robsamsonii, 765 nucleotides. RefSeq names its product Concanavalin A-like lectin/glucanase subgroup. Lineage: Eukaryota; Fungi; Ascomycota; Eurotiomycetes; Eurotiales; Aspergillaceae. Bases 1 to 765 code for a protein of 254 amino acids. The record is from RefSeq and is a predicted model, not a curated record. The transcript is spliced from 3 exons.
AUGUUGUUUUACCUCUACUUGUGCCUUUUGGCAUACUUGCCAGGCGUGUUCUCGUCGUCUCUGCUGGACUUCUCCGCCGCUCGUGGGGAUAAUCCCUCUAUUCUUGGCAUCCGCAACCUCGAAGCAGCCCGCGGUGAUACCACUUCUUCCAAUACCGAUGACCUUUACAUCAAGCUUGGAGCAGACCCAAAUGGAAUCCCCUCGUUGCAUUAUCAUCGGAUCAAGGGUGAUAUUCGGGCAGAAUACCACUCCCUGUCGAAAAAGUUGGCAUCGGAUCAAACAUACUAUAUUGGAUAUCAAUUUUCUCUUGCUGAAAUCGAGGAGAGCUUGAUGGUCUGGCAAUUCAAGGAAUAUGCUGCGAACAAUGCUGCAGCCGGCGGGGCUAAUAUUCCUCUGGGUCUGGAGUUCAAAGGUGGCCAGAUUCACCUGCAAUACCAAUCGUCAUUCACCGCGAAACGUGAGCAUCAAUGGUCCCAGACUCUUGAGACAAAUACAGUAUACUCGUUCGGUAUCGUGAUCAACACAGCGAGUCCAGGAUGGGUUGAGUUAUACUUCGAUGGUAAGAAGCAGACUUUCUCUACAUCUGGAACCACUCGGUUGGCUGCAAACACUUUCCCUGGCCGAACGGAACCGAAAUUCGGUGCCUAUCGGGGUGAGGCUGUGGGGAUUGAUACCUACGUCUACCGAGUCCAGAUUGGGACGUCGUUGUCGGAUAUCAAGGAUGCCGCUGGAUUGGCGACUGCUCCGAUCCCUGGUGGUGCGUAA